Messenger RNA from Rhodotorula toruloides NP11, 2004 nucleotides. Its product is annotated as A/G-specific adenine glycosylase. The transcript is spliced from 6 exons. Lineage: Eukaryota; Fungi; Basidiomycota; Microbotryomycetes; Sporidiobolales; Sporidiobolaceae. Gene Ontology annotation, molecular function: 4 iron, 4 sulfur cluster binding; purine-specific mismatch base pair DNA N-glycosylase activity; oxidized purine DNA binding. The record is from RefSeq and is a predicted model, not a curated record. Bases 1 to 2004 code for a protein of 667 amino acids. Gene Ontology annotation, biological process: base-excision repair; mismatch repair. Gene Ontology annotation, cellular component: nucleus.
AUGCCGCCGAAGAAGAAGUCUGCUGCUAUUGCGCGUCCACCGCUGCCUGUGCCGAAUGCUACGCACCCCUGCGCCUCGCUCAUUCCCUCCGUCCUCGACCCCGCUUCCCUCAUCGAACGUCCGCACCCUGCCAGCUACCACGCCUUCCUGACCUCGCCGUACUACCCGAUUGCCUCCCCGAGCUCGGAGCCACCAACCAAGAAGCGCAAGAAGGACUCGAGCGAGCCGAAACUGCCGCCUGCCCUCGACUCCGCGAUUGAGGCAGCCGUCGUCCAGAAGAAGCUCCUUGCAUGGUUCGACGGCGUGAAGGAGAAGCGUGGGAUGCCGUGGAGGAAGGAGGUCGACCCAAAGACGCUGUCGCAGAAGGACCGGACGCAGAGAGGCUACGAGGUCUGGGUCUCCGAGAUCAUGCUUCAGCAGACGCAAGUCGCGACCGUAAUCCCGUACUGGAAGAAGUGGAUGGAGAAGUUUCCGACGGUCAAGGCGCUGGCAAAGGCUGAUAUCGAGGAGGUCAACGAGGUCUGGAAGGGUUUGGGCUAUUACUCCCGCGCCAAGAGGCUGCUUGACGGAGCGAAGACGGUCAUGGAGAAGCACGACGGCAUCUUGCCAGAGACGGCGGAAGGACUGCUUGACAUCGAUGGAAUCGGACCUUACUCCGCCGGCUCCAUCUCGUCUAUCGCCUUCGCGCAACGCUCUCCCAUGGUUGACGGCAACGUCACUCGCGUUCUCUCACGCCUCACCGCCUUCCACGCUCCUGCGGCAGCGAAGGCGACGACUUCCUACAUCUGGGCACUCGCAGACGUCCUCGUCCCGCCGCAGCCGAAGAAGAAGAAGGCCUCUUCGGACGGCGACGACCGCUCGACGCUCGAUGUUGGCGGGCUGAAUAAGCCGGGAGCAUGGAACCAGGCUUUGAUGGAACUCGGCGCGACGGUUUGCACGCCGAAGAACCCGAAUUGCGCUGAAUGCCCGCUCAACGACGAGUGUCUCGCUUACGCGGAAGCCCGCUACGUCGCGCACCGACCCGCCGCGGACGGUUCCGCUGCCGCUGCUCCCGACAUCGAGGAUCUCUGCACCCUCUGCGCUCCUCUACCGUACGAAGAAGCCUCCGAAGCGCGUCGCCAUGGCGUCGAAGUCUACCCAAUGGCGAAGGAGAAGACGAAGAAGCGGGACGAGGAGACGGCUGUUUGCGUGCUCGAGUGGGUGCCGAGCGGGACGGAUGAGAAGAGCGACGAGGGCAGGAAGGUUUUGUUGAUCAAGCGGCCGGAGAAGGGCCUCCUUGCCGGGCUGUAUGAGUUUCCCGCCGUCGACUUGCCCGCUUCGACUGCUCCCUCGACACCAAAAGCUCGCUCUAAGUAUCUCGACAAGCUCCUGCACACCCUGCUCGAUAUCUCCUCCUCCACGACCUUCUCCCCUUCCUCGCCUGAAGACGCCGAUUCCUCCGACUUGCGCAUCAUGUCCCGCUCAACUCUCCCGCCCGUUACGCACGUCUACUCGCACAUGAACCGCACCUAUCACAGCGAACGCCUCGUCAUCUCCUCACCCUCGUUUCCCUCGCUGCGGAAGGCCUCGCCCGCCUCGCCGGCGAAGAAGGACGAUCUGGUGCAGUCUCUGCCGGGCCGAGGGAAGUGGGUUGAUGCGGCGGAUGUGGAGGGCGAGAACGUCGGAGGCGCGGUCGGGAAAGUUUGGGAGGAGAGGCAGUUGCAGGCGAAGGGACUGGCGAGUAAGAAUGGCGCGAAAGCGAAGGGCAAGGCGAAGGCUGGCGAGGGCGCGAAGACCGCAAAAGUUGAGAAAAGGCAGGGCAGCUUGGCGGGUUUCUUUGUGAAGAAGGAGGAGAAGCGGGUCAAGGAGACGGUCGAGGUGGACGACGAGCUAAUCGUGGUUGAGGAGAAGCAUGAGGUCAAGGUCGGGACGAACGGCGGUAAGGCGGAGGCAGUUGUCGAGCAGCAGAGCAAGAUCUACAAGAAGCGGCGGAUUGCGCCGGCUUCGGACGACGAAGAUGAGUAG